Messenger RNA from Photinus pyralis (common eastern firefly), 1365 nucleotides. RefSeq names its product reticulon-4 receptor-like. Bases 48 to 1109 code for a protein of 353 amino acids. The transcript has a single exon. NCBI's taxonomy places the organism in Eukaryota, Metazoa, Arthropoda, Insecta, Coleoptera, Lampyridae. Gene Ontology annotation, molecular function: protein binding. Gene Ontology annotation, cellular component: plasma membrane. The record is from RefSeq and is a predicted model, not a curated record.
CAAGCUUAUUUUACAGUAUCAUUGCGUGAUUAACCAGAGUUGGGACUAUGAUCAAGGCGUGCUUAAUACUCUUGCUAGUAAAUCUCAAGUUAUCGUUGCAAUGCGGAAAUGGACCUUCGACAUUCGAUAAUACCUUGGUGGAAGUGAACGGUAAAAGUGAAACUAUCAGCGGGUGUAUUUCACCGGAUACACUUAAGUUUAAAGGGGUAAUUAGCAAUAUAUCGUGCAGUAAUCAGAACGUACUCGAUUUAAAUGAAGGUGCGUUGCAAAACAUUUUGAGCAAAUUUGAGGUGACACUUAGUGGAAACAACAUCGAAUUGAUCAGGGAGGGAGCUUUCAUUAAUCUUCCUGAACUUUAUCUGAUCGAUUUACACAACAACAAGCUGAGUUUGAUCGUCGAAGGUUCCUUUAAAGAUUUACCGUCAUUAAACAAAUUGGGGUUACAUACAAACCAAAUCAAAGAGGUGUUACCACGAGCGUUUAAUAAUCUUCCAAAGUUGUCAUCCGUCGUGCUUUCCGAAAACAAGCUAGAAAAUUUUGAUCAAAUUUGGUUUUACAGAACACCCGCUCUGACAGCGAUAGAUCUUUCAAGCAAUUCCCUACGCGACAUCAAGCAGCGGGCCUUCUUCAACCUACCUAGUAUUAAAGACCUCGCAUUUGCUAACAAUCAAAUCGAGUUCAUCGACAAAGACGCAUUUCAAGGAUUAAGAAAUAUGAGAUGGCUUAAUUUGGAUAGAAACCGAUUAAAAACUUUGAAGAUUAAUAUACACCCUCCUUCGAAAAUUGAGAUGUUGAAUAUCGAAUUCAAUAACAUGACGUAUAUCUCUAAUGGCAUGUUAGAAGCGCUACGACCUAAGUUAAGGCUGAUCGCCAUAUCCGGAAAUCCUUGGCAGUGUCCGUGCUAUGAAAGGAUAUCCGAAUGGGCUUUUAAAAGUAGUGGACGGUUUAUUCUGGAUUUGGCUCCUCCUGAUGCAGCAGAAGUCGUGUGUGUUUACGCGAAAACGCCCAACUUUGACUUGUGUGUCGAACGUAGUGAUGACGAGUUUCAAGAAGGUUUUUCGAAACACUUCGAAGGCAAAAAGGCGAAACUGAGGUGGCGUAUAAACUAGUUUUGGAGACCUGGACGCCCGCCUCCUCUCAAAGAGCUCAAUUUUUCCCAUUCUGUCCAUUUCAUGCAAAUGUAUAAGGUAUACACAUUAUAAGUUAUUUUGUUUUUAACUUUUUCAACUGUCAUAUCUGAAUAAAUACUCAUUCCAUAGAACAUUCACUUCGGCGAAAUUGUGAAUUGCCCCAUAAACAGAUAAUGUAAAUUGAUAAUCGGCUACGAAAUGACCACGAUAGUACGAAUAAACAAAAUUUAAUUAC